This is a messenger RNA of Beauveria bassiana ARSEF 2860, 1530 nucleotides long. Its product is annotated as Amine oxidase. The record is from RefSeq and is a predicted model, not a curated record. The coding region runs from base 1 to 1530 and encodes 509 amino acids. Gene Ontology annotation, molecular function: oxidoreductase activity. The transcript is spliced from 4 exons. Lineage: Eukaryota; Fungi; Ascomycota; Sordariomycetes; Hypocreales; Cordycipitaceae.
AUGGUGUACUCUGCCGACGGUUUCACCUGGACACCUUCGGGCGGACGCCGUACAGGCCUGCCCACCAUCGGCGUCGUCCAGCCUCCCGAGCACCACUCUGCGCAGCCGCACCAUCAAGUCCACGACGUCAUUGUCAUUGGCGCAGGGUAUGCCGGUCUGAUCGCCGCUCGAGACUUGGCCACUCAAGGCAAGACGACGCUUCUGCUCGAGGCUCGCGAUCGUCUUGGCGGUCGCACGUGGAAUGCCACCAUCAACGGCUUCAACUAUGAAAUGGGCGGAACUUGGAUCCAUUGGCACAUGCCGCACAUUUAUCGCGAAGUGUCGUAUUACGGCCUGCACAAUGACUUCAUCGUCACCCAGAAUCCCGGCAGCAAGGAAGACUACUUUACUGCCACCACGGGCACCCGCCAGCGCAACAUGUCGCACGACGAAGAGGCGGAUAUAGCAGGCCGAGUGCUGCGCAUCUUUUGCAAUCUGGACGGGCAUGAUCUCAAGCACUCAUGGAAAUACCCAUUCGGGACGGGGCAGUCGCCCGAUCUCAUGGCCCAGUGGGAUCAGCGAUCCUGCAAGGACCGACUAGACGAGAUUCGGGACCAGCUCUCGGCAGAAGAGCUGAGCGUCCUCGAGUCCCAGCUGCUUCAGAUGGGAGGCAGCUCUCUCGACAAGAUCGGAUUGCUCGGCGUGCUACUCUGGUGGUCGCUGGGAUCCCAUACUCCCACGGGGCUCAACGAUAUUGGUCUGCAUACCAGACUGCAGAGCGGACAGAGCGAGCUGCACCGACGCAUCUUUGAGCACGCAAAGGCUACCGAAAAUCUCUCCUACCGCUUCCAAACCCCCAUCCGCCGUAUUGAGGAUGGCAGCGAUGUAGUUACCGUCACGUCUAGAGACGGACAGACGUACAAGGCAAAGUCCGUCAUCUGCACCAUCCCCCUCAAUGUUCUAUCGUCGGUCGACUUUUCACCGCCACUCCCCGCGGACAAGCUAGCGGCCAUACAGCACAAGUCUGUCAACAGGUGUAACAAGGUCCACAUCGACUUGAACGGGCCCGACUAUUUGUCCUGGUCCUCGCUAGGGACGCCUGGAAAGGGCCUCGUCUCGGCGUUUGGAGAUCACUUGACCAACGCCAACAACUCUCAUCUCGUCUGUUUUGGCCCUGACCCCGACACCCCCUUGGGGCUGUCCCUUGAUAAUGUCGAAUCCAUCAAGUCCGCCGUGAUCCACCUCCUGCCCGAGGACAAGCAACAAGAAGUCAUCAUCAACCGCAUUGUAUCCCACGACUGGAACAAUGACGAGUUUUCAAACGGCACCUGGUGUUUCAUGGAACCAGAAGCCACAACAAACCAUCUAUCUGCCCUCCAGCGGCCACACGGCAGCAUACUCUUUGCAAGCGCCGACUGGUCGGAUGGCUGGCGUGGAUGGAUCGACGGAGCUGUCCAAAGUGGGACACAGGCGGCAAAGACGGUCAUGCUCCAGAUGAAAGUCUCCAGAAACAAUGCUCCAAAGGCGCAGAAAACGGCCAACGGAGUCUGA